UAAUGAUAAAGGUCAAUACUGUGGAAAAAGCUAUGCGAAGCUCGUAUCCACUCUAGGAGUCAGAUGUCGGCAGACAAUAGGGUUGGCUUAUAAAAACUGGAAAGAAGUCAACCCGACUCUGAAAAAUAAAGUUUGGAAAGACAUUCAGACGGGGUUCAUUGUGCCGGACACCUUCAAACAUGAUUGUCUCAUCCUAGCUGGGAAGUUAAUGAAAGACUUCAAGAAUAGGAUGACAAAAGACAUCAUAAUGCCCGCGUUGAAAGAGAAUGAUCUGGGACGACUGGCACAAGUCCCUGAAAAGCACCCCGAGAUCGACGCUGCUGAUUGGUGCAAAUUUGUUGAAAGUCGACUAACUCCUGAAUUUCUGGAAUUGAGUAAGGUGCAACGUGAACGUUCCUCAAAAAUUCAAUCCAGACAUCGAAGUGGUCGGAGUGGAAUGGUGAACGUACGGGAAGCUGUGAAAAAGGACCUCGAAGUUGCAGAUCCCCCCCGCCACCGUGUUUGGAUUAAAUCUCGCACCAAGAGUAGAAAACUUGUCACUGAUUACGACAAGGAAAUUGCAGAGAAGAUAGCUCAAUUAGAGGAGAAGCUUAGUCAGGGACAAAUUCAGGUCCAGGGCCAAAACGAUAUCCUGACGCAGGCGCUCGGGACACCAGAGCAUCCUGGACGUGUCAGGGCUGCUGGGUUCCUGACCAGGGCAUCUCAACUGUUCGGCAGGAAGAAAAGGGAAGUGUCUGAUGUUGUGGCUCGGCAAGCGCAGGAGAUUGAAAAAUUAAAAGUCGAAGUCCAAUCCCUUAAGCAGCAGAGGAACGCUGCCGAACAAGAGGAAGAAGGAGAGGUGGCUGGUGAGGCGUAUGUUCCACAACCAUACGCUCCUCAGGAUGAGGUACAACCACAAAUUUAUGCUGAGGAGUUUAUUUCCCUCAACGACCAAGGUAUCCUAUACAAUUUUGAUGACCAUGCGGCCCUUAAUCAGCAAGUACAUCUCUGCUCUGACAACAUCGACAAUAUUGUGGCCCGAGGGUAUUUGUACGAGCAUGUGGGUAUGAUCAAAGUUCACUGCCAGGAGUACGAUGAUUCACAUGCCCGGAUCAUGGUUUCGGAAAUCCUGCAAGAGGACGCUGAAAUCCCAGUCCCAAUUGAAGAGUGCAGAUAUGUUAGGGACGUAUACCAGAUGUUCCUUCCUUGGCCUAAACACUUAAUUUUAACAACCGAGGUAACUUCUCAACUCAAAUUAAUUAUUAAUGAUUAGUGGAGUUUGAAUAUCUUCAAUAUUCAUCCGUAGUGAAGUAGGUUCUGCGAAUAUAUGUGCUGCGGUGGGAUGGAUGAACAAACUACUGUUAUAUAUGUGUUAUUUGUCAUUAUACAGCCAUGUUCAAAAUUUUUGGGGUCAUUCAAUUACAACCGUUAUGCUGCCGAAAUUUCGGUAGAAUUUGGAUAAAAUUUGAUAUAUAUAUAUAUAUAUAUAUAUAUAUUAUGUUCUGUUUUGUUUAGGGUCCACUCGCUCAACCGCCCUCAAGACGUGAUGCAUCAAAGGGGAAAGCUCCGAUGCUUUCUCCACAAGGCCGUGGUGCACGGGAAGAUGAGUUGUUCACGGAAGAGAAGAUGGCGUUGAUCCCUAAUUCGCUAAAAUGGAUGAUUCAUGAAUUCCUAAGGCUCAAAGAUAAACGUGAUAUAAUCACAAUUCCUGUCCCCCGAGGAUUCAUUGCACCGCGUACCCAGAUCAUUU
Messenger RNA from Cannabis sativa, 1729 nucleotides. RefSeq lists its product as uncharacterized. The transcript has 6 exons. Bases 209 to 1252 code for a protein of 347 amino acids. The record is from RefSeq and is a predicted model, not a curated record. Lineage: Eukaryota; Viridiplantae; Streptophyta; Magnoliopsida; Rosales; Cannabaceae.